This is a messenger RNA of Gloeophyllum trabeum ATCC 11539, 1090 nucleotides long. Its product is annotated as DUF1715-domain-containing protein. The transcript is spliced from 6 exons. The record is from RefSeq and is a predicted model, not a curated record. Bases 14 to 535 code for a protein of 173 amino acids. NCBI's taxonomy places the organism in Eukaryota, Fungi, Basidiomycota, Agaricomycetes, Gloeophyllales, Gloeophyllaceae.
ACCGUACCCCACCAUGAGCUCUAACUUUGACCUAGAAUCUCUUGUCAACCUAGAGCAAACGUUCUACGACGAUGGCUACAAGGACGGUUAUGCACACGGCCGAAUCCACGGCCUCAUCGAAGGCAGGGCUUUAGGACGCGAGAAAGGAUUCGAGAUGUGGGAAGAGCUCGGCUUCUAUGAAGGCUUCGCUUUGAUGUGGAAGGCCAUCUACUCAAAACAAGGUCGCCAGGACGAUCGAGGUUUCCACCAUAUACUCCAGUUAUUGGAACUGAUCUCUCAGUUUCCGAAGACAAACCCCUCGGCGGAGGCGUCGGAUGUCGAUAUACCUAAAUUGUUCCGCCAGAUUCGGUCUCGGUACAAGAUCCUUUGUGCAUCUCUAGGUGUAAAAGCCAGUCUUCGUGCAUCGGACGUGCCAUCCUCGUCUCCGCCGGAGGAUGAUGGAAAUGAAGUCCCUCAAGGCGUGACCGCGACACGGAAGGUCUGGGAAGUGAAGAAGCCCGGGGAGACGAAUACUACUCAAGAUUUGUCGUUUUAACUAGAUGAACUUGGACAGUAUGUAUACAUUCGGAUCUUGUUUGUUGUAAUACAGGUGCCAUUGUAGCUCUAAUCAAUGAAGCCCAAGAAAUCGCCAGAUAAACGCUCCCACAACUCAAUUGCCACUGCAGCACGACUGCACGCUGUAUCCCGGCAGAUUCCCAUUCGUGUCCUUGAAGGCGGAGACACUGCGUGGGUCCUUCCCUCCGGGAACGUCCAUGCUCGGAUUAUACUUGAAGAAGUUGUGCGGCUUGAACGCAACUCGGAGGUGGUCCACGGGCAUGACGGGCCAGUCCUCCGGGCGCGGGAUGUGGUUUGUGCCGACCGUGAUAAACAGCACCACGUCUUCGUUCUCGAUACUCUCCUCACUUUGCACCCACUUGCCUAGCGACUCCGCGGGCUCCUCCCUCGUCCCGGGGACGUACUUGCCCGCAGGCCACAUCCGGUUACCCUUCGGCCCCUCGACGUCCUUCACGACCCACAGUGGCUUUCUUGCGAACGCGGCCCUCGUAGCGACCCAGCUGUCGUCACGGGCCAGUAGCGUGGUGGCGCCACC